Messenger RNA from Babesia sp. Xinjiang, 315 nucleotides. RefSeq lists its product as uncharacterized. Bases 1 to 315 code for a protein of 104 amino acids. The transcript is spliced from 3 exons. The record is from RefSeq and is a predicted model, not a curated record. Lineage: Eukaryota; Apicomplexa; Aconoidasida; Piroplasmida; Babesiidae. Gene Ontology annotation, biological process: mitochondrial electron transport, ubiquinol to cytochrome c.
AUGGCGUACCCUUAUCGCCCGAAAUUUAUAUUCAAAUAUCCGGAGUAUAUCCCUCCAACCGACGAACAGGAUGCGCAGGUUGAUCCUCGCGAGAAGCUCGAGCCUGGUUGCCGGGAGAAAUGCAAGAACUUCACCAAACUUUAUGAUGAAUGCGCUGAACGUGUGAAACAUCGUAACGCUAUAUACAAGGAAGCCGCCAAGGAGGGUCGUGGACUUGAGGUACAAGGCCCAGGCCAAUGCCUCGGGCAGCACUAUGAUGUGGUUAGUUGCGUUGACAAUUGUGUGGCGAAGGAUCUGUUCCGAUAUUUAGUUUGA